Messenger RNA from Talaromyces atroroseus, 1128 nucleotides. RefSeq lists its product as hypothetical. The transcript is spliced from 3 exons. Gene Ontology annotation, cellular component: extracellular region. Bases 1 to 1128 code for a protein of 375 amino acids. Gene Ontology annotation, molecular function: chitin binding; chitinase activity. Gene Ontology annotation, biological process: chitin catabolic process; carbohydrate metabolic process. NCBI's taxonomy places the organism in Eukaryota, Fungi, Ascomycota, Eurotiomycetes, Eurotiales, Trichocomaceae. The record is from RefSeq and is a predicted model, not a curated record.
AUGAGAUGCUUUGCUCUUACUGGCUUCCUCGCCGCUCAUGCGGCCGCAUUGAGGAAUGUCAUGUACGUUGACCAGUGGCACACAUCCAGUUUGCCGUCAAGCGACCUUGUAUCUUCUGUGACGCAUGCAAUCAUGGCAUUCGCGCCGUCGGAGAAUUUCAACAGCGGAAGCUCAUUUACGCCAUUUGAGUCUGUUGAUACCUUCCGAGCUCGCUUUCCCAGCUCUACCAAGAUCAUGAUUGCGAUUGGUGGCUGGGGUGAUAACGCUGGCUUCUCCACUGCCGCUGUGAGCGACUCGUCCCGUUCUACGUAUGCGAGCAAUGUUGCGGCUAUGCUAGAGUCCACGGGACUAGAUGGAGUUGACAUCGAUUGGGAGUAUCCAGGAGGGAAUGGCGCGGACUAUAAGCAAACUCCCAACUCGGAAAAGACAGACGAAGUGAACACCUUCCCGCUUCUCAUUCAAGCCAUCCGUGAAGCUAUUGGUGAAGACAAGGUACUCUCAGUUGCAGUUCCUGGGUUAAAGCGAGAUAUGAUAGGGUAUACGGCAGAAAAUGGCCCAACUGUCUUCGACACCGUUGACAUGGUGAACAUAAUGAGUUAUGAUUUGAUGAACCGUCGCGACAACAUCACCAAACAUCAUACCAGUAUCCAGGGAUCAUUGGAGACUGUCAAUAACUUCCUUGAUAUUGGUAUGAACGCGAGCAAGGGGAACCUCGGCAUUGCAUUCUAUGCGAAGUACUUCACUACCGACCCUUCCUCGGACUGCUCGACGAACCCUAUCGGCUGUGCCACAGUGGAACUCGAAGAUGCUAGUGGGCAAGACACCGGAAAGUCCGGUGCAGUCACAUUUGAGACGAGCCCUGAGGUCUCCAGCUCCUCCAUCACCUCAUCGUGGAGCAAGGCAAAGAGUAACGGCAUCACGGAUGAAGAAGCUGGUGGGCAAUACUACUGGGACAGUGAUGCACAGCUUUUUUGGACCUGGGACACCCCGGAUUUGAUUGCCAAAAAGUUUGAUGAGAUAAUUUCCCAGAAAGGCUUAGGCGGCGUGAUGGCAUGGAGCUUGGGCGAAGACAGCCUUGAUUGGAGUGAGCUCAAGGCAAUCAAUUCUGGUGUCGCCGCUGCUCAGUAG